AGUUGGUGGAGACGCAGCAGGAGUUCGUCCGCGACUCCUUGCGGCUACAGCGCGAGACAGUGUAUAUCCUUAGGGAUUUCUCCACCAGUGUCUUGGCGGUCAUGCGUGACAAGCUGAAUGGUCUCUCAUCUUCCUGAAUAUGAAUCCUGAGUAUGACUACCUGUUCAAGUUGCUGUUGAUCGGUGACUCUGGUGUGGGCAAAUCAUGUCUGCUCCUGCGCUUUGCGGAUGAUACCUACACAGAAAGCUACAUCAGCACUAUUGGAGUGGACUUCAAAAUCAGGACAAUUGAACUGGAAGGAAAGACUGUCAAGUUACAGAUAUGGGAUACGGCCGGGCAAGAGAGAUUUCGAACUAUCACAUCAAGCUAUUACAGAGGGGCCCAUGGGAUCAUCAUCGUUUAUGAUGUCACGGACCAGGAGUCCUUCAACAAUAUAAAGCAAUGGUUGCAGGAGAUUGAUCGCUAUGCCUGUGAGAAUGUCUCCAAGUUGCUGGUGGGGAACAAAUGUGACUUAGCUUCUAAAAAAGUCGUGGACUUCACCACUGGAAAGGAGUUUGCCACGUCCCUUCAGAUCCCAUUCCUGGAAACCAGUGCAAAAACUGCAAACAAUGUGGAAAAAGCCUUCCUUACCAUGGCUGCUGAAAUUCAGAAGCGCGUUGCCAGUGACACUGUGGAAAACGAAGCAAGCAAAGUUGGCGCAAAAAUCGACAGUGCCCCCUUGUGGAACGCAGGGGGAAAGACAAAAACCGAAGAAUCCCGCUCUUGUUGUUAACGAUAAAGGCAGAAAGCUUUGUAAUUCAUCGGUCUGUCUUCUAACUUCUUAUCCUGGCCAGUUUUGUGGCAGUUUUGUGGCAGUUUUGUAGAAACAAUAUAAUGAUAUUAAUGAAAUGAAUUCUAACCAUGCAAGUAUAUCAAACUUACACUUCAUGUCCAUCUUCUACAUUCAAUGCCGCUUAAAAAUAAAUGUUUUAUCAAUGCCAAUAUUGCGCCCCAUUCUAACUUUUCCUCUAGAAUUUUAUUUUUUAAACAGGUUAUUAAUGAAAGAACUCUAUCGUUGUGUAACGUGCAUUUUGUGCAUGCAUU
Molecule: messenger RNA, 1083 nt
Organism: Brienomyrus brachyistius
Lineage: Eukaryota; Metazoa; Chordata; Actinopteri; Osteoglossiformes; Mormyridae
Product: ras-related protein ORAB-1-like
Exons: 7
Coding region: 140-772 (210 amino acids)
Molecular function (GO): GTPase activity; GTP binding
Source: RefSeq, a predicted model, not a curated record